AAAUGUAACAGAGCUCAAGCCAGUGUAACAUUUGAGGGAGAACUGAGCUUCUGUGACUCCAAACCGGUCAUAAGUCUCAACACUGUUGUUAUGGGUUCAGGCAUCAAAAUGGAUCACAAUCAGAGUUCGCCAGAAAACUCCACCUACUACCCUGACUAUUACUACUUAAUGAAUGACUCUCUCAUUUAUGCAACCGAGGACCUGCAGAUUGCUGGCACGGUCAGUGCUGUGCUCUACAGCCUUAUCAUCUGCAUCAGUCUCACAGCGAACGGCUUCCUGCUCUGGGUGCUAUGGACACGCAAGGGCCCCGUGAGCCCGGCAAACCUGCUGCUCCUGCAUCUCACUGUCUCUGACUUGGCAUUCACUGUCACGCUGGUGCCUUGGGCCAUCUACCAUGUCUGGGGCUGGCUCUUCGGGGAUCUUGCCUGCAAGGUGCUCAGCGGAACCAUCUUUCUGGGUCUCUACAGCUACAUGAUGUUCCUUACGUGCAUGACGGUGCACCGCUACGUGGCGGUGGUGCACGCGGUGAGAAGGGCCGCGUUGAGUGCCUGCCGCGAGAGGCUCUACACCCAUCUGACGUGCACCUUUGUGUGGGUCUUUUCCAUCGGCUGCAGCUUACCUGAAGCUUUUCUCUCAGUGACCGAAAUCACUCCAGAUGGCAUGACGUGUGGCCCUACCCAACAGUCACUGGACGUGGAGCUAGCUUACCACUACAUGCAGCUCUCCAUCUUCUUCCUCCUACCAUUCCUCAUCAUCGCAUUCUGCUACGCCCGAAUCGCAAUGACCAUUCAGCGUUCUCAGAUUGGCAACAGGCAGCACGCGGUGUGGCUGAUCUUCUGCAUUGUAAUAGGGUUUUUCAUCUGCUGGACUCCCUACAAUGUCACCAUCUUCAUCCAUUCACUGCAGCUCCUAGGACAGCAGGCCACAUUUGCGUGGAAAGAAGGACUGGCGUAUGCCUAUUACAUCACUCACAUCCUGGCCUACUGCCAUUGCUGUCUGAACCCACUCAUCCAGAUCUUUGGUGGGGUGAAGUUUAGGAGAUACCUGUCACUGAGUAGAGGCUUCAGAUGCUUGUCAGAGCGAGAGAGGAACCAUACUUUCACUUCUCAGGGCACAUCUUUCCAGACAUCUGCAACAGCUCAGACGUGCAUAUGAUGGUCUGGGGCUCAGAAAUGGCUGGAAAGAUCUUACAAGAUAAAUAUAUGUUGACUUUUUUUAAUGCAAAGUUAGUCCUUUUAUGAUAACAAAAGCCUGUCUUGAUUCCUUUCAUAUUUUAACUGCCUCGCUUUAAACGAAGUAUUAGUGGGAUAUGGGAAAUGUUAAAAUAUGUCACAAUGAAACACAAAAAAAGGGAUUUGAUAGUAAAAAGCAGAUCUAAAAACCAAGAUGACAUUAUGCAAAGAAUGCUUAUUCUCUAGAAACUGUGUUGCAAAUGCUUCAAUGUGAAAUGGAUAAGUUCAUUUUACUAUACAGUAGAUGGCAGCAGUGGUCUGAACUCUGAAACAUUUAGAGGUUUUGUGGGUUUAAGGCAGAGAACUCAGACAAGGACUAGGCUUUUAUCUCUGCAUUGCAUGUCAUAUCUGCAUUAUAUAUCAGUCAGUGGCCAGAUCAUGCAUUUGUUGCAUGCAAGCAUAAGGGCUGAAUGUGUCUUAUGUGGUUUCCCUUCUGCUGUGUUUGCAAAAAUAACACAAACAGACAAACAAGAAAAGCACACUGUCUUUAUGCCCUAGGUUAGAUACCAUUAUCUUUGGUGGGGAAGAUAAUUAAUUACAAUUAAUCUUUCACAUGAAUAUCAAAAAUCAUCUAUGUUCUAGGAAGGACUCAGAAGAGUACAAAUCCAUCUUAGGAUUUUAUGAAAAAUCAUACUGCAAAUUUCAAUACAAAAUAAUGCUGGAAAAAAUAUAGCAUUAAAUAAUGAACAGUGGUUUUAUUUACUCUAGACCUAGGCCUAUAUAGCAAAAAGCCUACAUCUCAGCUGAUUCACAAAGUCAUUAGUCUACUUGUUAGAUGACUGUGACCUUUAAUUAUCCUAAUCUCCUAGGCUCAGAUCAUUUAGAUUUUGUCUCCAUUUAUGUAACAGGUAGUUAAGUAGAUCUGAUGACAAGCCACCUAAUAAGUAAGCAUAACUGUUUUUUGUGCACAUGUAAUUGUGAUGACUGUGAUCCAUAAUGCAUGCCUGUGAAAGAUAGAGUACGCUUUGGUGUGUUUAGGUUGGAUAUGAGUUCAGGUUAUUGGAAAAAUUAAACUUUUUUUUGUUAAGACCUUCUGCCUACAAUAACAUAAACCAAAGCUGAAAGUGUUUAACUGUACUUGUGUUCUAGUUUUAGUUAGAGUGAACAAUGCAUGAUAAGAGACUUUUCAAGGCAGGGUUCUGUGGGAGCGUCUUCCAAAAGCACAAUUUCAUUUCUUAAAAUGGUCCUCACUUUGUCCCGCUUCUACGCCACUACUUUAGCGAUAGGUUGGGUGGUUGUCUGUAAUCAUCUUUAGAGCAAGCAUAAUUUAUAAAUAGUUUGGGAGCAGCAUGGGAGGGUGGAGAGGCGAUAAACCAGCACACCACAUCUGGUUCCUACAUUCUUGAAAGACAUCCUCUUUCGCUGUCUCCGAACCUCACUGGCAAAUGUGUUACUUAGGUUCGUAGCCAGGAGCUAAACAGCUGUUGUUUUCUACUCGACUGCGUCUCAUCAGCCUUCUCUGCCCCCAGUGUUCACUCCCCUCCCUCCUGUUGGACUGCUUUCUUCUUUAUUUACUUUUUUUUACUUCUUCUCUAAGCUGGUAAUCACAUGUUGAGUUAGUCCUCGUUUUUGUUUGUGCGAACUGCUCGCCUCAACCACAUUUGCGGCUUCGUUUCAAUUACUCUGAAGCACCGCGCGCCGCACUCUGAUGAUACACCGCAAAACAGUUUCUGUACACCGAAAACUUUAUUCGCUGAGAGUUCCAAGUCCGGGAAUAAUUAAAACUGGUGUUAAACAACGAGUUCUUCAGAAGGGUUGCCCGAAGAGAGCACCCUGCUGAGAUCAAGAAACAAAACCAUCUACUUGAAAUCCGUCGAACCUCAUUGGAAGCAUGACUGGAACCAUAUACAAUCGAACAAUAAAAUAGCACCAUAUGAGAUAUUUGGUUAUGUACAAUAGCAAUAUAAUAAGUACUUGAUAUGAAAAAUAACAGAUGCCAACUACCAUGCAUAUUUGUAAAAACAUCUCAGUCUAUCAUAGAUGUUUUGGGGCGACUUGGCUGCUGUUAAGAUCAAUAACAUAAUGAAAACCACAAGUCAGCCAAAAACCACUGCAAGGAAGCCAGGAUUUGGCUGUAGAUGGUGUGAAGGGAAACCUUCACAGGCUCACCACCCUUUCUAAGUAGAGGGUGGAAGUGUAGGUGUGAAUAUUUGUGCAUAAUUGUGACAUUGCCAGAUAUUGUGUGAAGUCGUGUACAUUUUUGUUCCGCUGAAAACGUUAAUUCAUAAUUUAACCUGGCUCACUUGAAGGAAAUGUUAGUUUGCAAAGAAAAUGUAUUGAUUGUACCUAAUGUGUCUAUUUAUUGAACAAGUCUCAUAUUUUUGUUUGGUUUUUUAGAGCUGAAGAAAGAGUGAGAGGAGUGUUUCCAAAGGGAGCUCUAUAAUUAGAUAUAUGGCCUUAUUUUCAAAUGUCUGCUAAUUUAAAAUAAAGAAGUCAUAUUUUAUAGUACCUUGUUGCUUUAAGAUGCCUAAAACAGGAAGACAUGCUGUUGACAGGAGGGUAUAAUGACCCCCAAUUGUAACACAUGAACAGCUAUGAAACCAAAAUUAAUGUUGUUUCCUGUACAUCUCAGUAUCUUGUCUGGUACUGGACUGAGCAGUUCAUAUGCACACAAAAAAUAUGCUAUA
Messenger RNA from Electrophorus electricus (electric eel), 3859 nucleotides. RefSeq names its product chemokine (C motif) receptor 1b, duplicate 2 (gene xcr1b.2). Gene Ontology annotation, biological process: calcium-mediated signaling; positive regulation of cytosolic calcium ion concentration; cell chemotaxis. Gene Ontology annotation, molecular function: C-C chemokine receptor activity; C-C chemokine binding. Gene Ontology annotation, cellular component: membrane; external side of plasma membrane. NCBI's taxonomy places the organism in Eukaryota, Metazoa, Chordata, Actinopteri, Gymnotiformes, Gymnotidae. The record is from RefSeq and is a predicted model, not a curated record.